Molecule: messenger RNA, 3326 nt
Organism: Sycon ciliatum
Lineage: Eukaryota; Metazoa; Porifera; Calcarea; Leucosolenida; Sycettidae
Product: tyrosine-protein kinase HTK16-like
Exons: 15
Coding region: 275-2521 (748 amino acids)
Biological process (GO): protein phosphorylation
Molecular function (GO): protein tyrosine kinase activity; protein binding; ATP binding
Source: RefSeq, a predicted model, not a curated record
CUCUUCACUUCAGUCUUCGUUCAACAACAGUACAAGGCAACAGAUGAGAAGGAAGUCAGUUAGCGACGUUGUGUUGUUUGGUGUUCCUCACUGACUUGUGUCAUUACUAGAUGUGGAUUGGCGUAUGCCCCGCCAAGCUUCACUUUGCCUUGGAUUCGGUUUCGUACUGAUAGUCUAUGCGUGUGCUUGGACGAAGGGGUCGACUUUCAUGUGAUGUCGGAGAAAACCCAGCUGUGAAAAGCAGCAUCGCAUACUAUACGUACUAAGUGGCACCAUGGGUGAUCUGGACUUAGACCAAUGUCGUUUCUUCCAUGGUAGAGUGUCACGAGAAGCUGCAAACCAAAUAUUGAAAUCGGAUGGAAUACCUCCAGAUGGAACCUUCUUGGUGCGUGAGAGUACUCGUGACCCCGGUGGAUACUAUGUCCUCUCCGUGUGGGUCAAGGGCCAAGGCCUACAUUUCCAAUUCAAAAAUCACGGCGAUGCGAUCUUCAGCAUAGACGAUGGUCCAACGUAUCAAGGAGUGGAGGCUGUUAUUCAGCACUACCGAACGCAAGCAGAUGGUUUGCCGUGCAAGCUGACAUCUUUCUUCCAAGGUGCGCUGCCGCCUCUCGCCAUACGAAGACGUGUGGACACUGAAUUGCAUUUAGCUGUGCAAGGAGGUAAAGGUGCGCUUAGUCGCGUUCAACAAUUGAUCAAGUCCGGGAAAGUCAUCGACGUGAACGCUCGGAAUCCCACUGGUGCUACAGCGUUGCUUCUUUGCUCGCACAAAGGCAGUGAAGAUGUUGUACAGGCUUUACUCUCUAGUGGUGCUGAUCCCAAACUCAAGGAUACCAAUGGAAAUACACCUUUGAAGGUGGCUGCAAACGAAGGACAUAGCGGUGUAGUGCGGGCAUUACUGCAGCACAAAGACUGUGAUGUACAAGAUCGUGCACCACACACAGGCUGGGUACCACUACAUGAGUCUGCCAUGCGUGGACAUGUGGAAGUGGUCAAGCUUCUGCUACAGCUAGGUGCACCCAUCAAUCCACGCACACCGGACAAUGAUACUCCACGAGAUCUGGCUCUGCGCUUUCAGCAUCGGGCCGUUGUUGAGGUCUUGGAUCAUGCCAUGGCUAAGCAUCCAAAGCCCAAGACGAAACGUAGUGAUUGGCUGCACCGUAGCUUGAACCGACAGGGUGCCAUUCAGCUACUGAAGAAAGGUAAAAUGUGCGAUGGCCUGUUCAUGGUACGCCCCAGCUCUCGAACUGUAGGAUACUAUGCACUGUCCAUGGCGUCUCGCAACCAAGACUAUCACUAUGAGAUCAGAACCUUGGGUGAUCGAUGGCACUUCAUUGACGAUGGCCCAUACUUUGAGAGUCUGGAGGCCGUUGUUGAACAUCACACCAAACGUUCGGAUGGCCUGGUGGAUGUACUCCGGGUCGGUAUUUGUCCUGGUACUGGCUCAGAGGCUGGUGAGAGGGCGUUGAGUGCCCUGGGUCCGGGCAAGGCUGCUGUGGGUGGUGGUGCAGCGCGUCCACAGCCUCAACCAGAAGAUUACAACCAAGCUAAGUCAUGGACAGGUCAAGUUCCCGGUGCUGCCGCCAAGAGUAAUGGUGGCAUGGUUCUGAUUGAACGCACUCAUCUCAGUGCCAACCCAGCCAAGUGCAAAAAGCUGGGCGAAGGAGAGUUUGGCUCCGUGCUAUUGGGUCGCUGGAAGAAGGACGGGAGAGGCAAAGGCAUCGAUGUUGCAAUCAAGACACUCCGCCCGGAGCAUAUUGCACAUGGUGAACCUGAAUUCCUGCGGGAAGCGCAAGUGAUGAUGAGCUUGAAUCACCCUUGCAUUGUGCGCUUGAUCGGUGUGUGUCUGGCGGAUAAGGACGGCUCGCCCAUGAUGCUGGUACAAGAACUGGUGGGCAUGGGCUCCCUGCUGAACUACCUGAUGAAGCAUGAGAAUGAUCAUGACAACAUGGCAUCGAUAUUGCAACCAAUGGAACUCUGGGCAUCUCAGAUUGCCAACGGCAUGCUGUUCCUUGAGCAGAAGAAGUUUGUGCACCGUGAUUUGGCAGCUCGUAAUAUCUUGCUCUCAUCCAAGACACAGUGUAAGAUCAGUGACUUUGGUCUAUCUCGUGCGGUGGGUACAAACUCAGACUAUUACCGUGCAUCUCAAGGUGGACGCUGGCCAGUCAAAUGGUAUGCACCGGAGUCUGUGAACUAUGGUACAUUCUCACAUUCAUCCGAUGUAUGGAGCUAUGGCAUCACGUUGUGGGAGAUGUUCUCAUUGGGUGCGCAGCCAUACGGAGAGAUGAGUGGUGCUCAGGUUAUGCACAUGCUGGAGGAACUUGGCCAGCGACUGGAUAAACCUCGCUAUUGUCCCGAUCACACAUACCGCCUCAUGAGAAAGUGUUGGUCUCUGGAUCCUAAUGACAGACCCACAUUCGAGCAGCUCUACGAGAUCUUCUUGCAGAGUCCUGAGUAUGAGAAUGUCCGCAACAAUGAGACCUUCUAUGCUGAUCCUCGGGAGCUUGUUGCAAGCAGGAGAUAGGUGCAUCAUUGUCAAUAUAGCAAAGUUCGGACCGCCACAGUGGAGUGUUCAUGAAUCUACUUUACUUUCUAACCGAUGUGACAGUUUCCUGCACUGCUGCCGGUUAGGUGUGCUUGGUUCAAGUUGGUUGUCAAACCCAACAUUAUAUUUCAAAUCAAUUAUUUCACGAUUAUUUUUCGUCUACAUGCACUGCAACGUAUGUAGCUUUGACCUUGGUUUUGCAGGUGUCAAGCCCUUGCCUUUUCGAGUUAGGUUGAAAAAGUGACGAUUAUUUUGUUGACAGCGUCCGGACCUCUUUGCCGCUUUGGUUCACAAAAUUAAUGAUAGCUUUCCCCUGCGGAAAAAAUACCACUUUUAUGUUCGUGUGUCACAAGUUCCCUUUUCACUGAAUUGAUGCCAUGCCAUCUGUGAGCAUCCAUAUGUUUCUCUAUUUUACCAUAGCCCUUAUUGGUGUCUCUAUUUUUUUGUUGUCAAAUUUCCCCCGGCAUCGCGGCAUCAGUGCGCAUGAUAUCACACUGUCACUCGGCCCAGUUUUAGUUCUGACUCGUGUUUUCUUAAAUAUCUCAAAGUUUGAAGUGAAAUUGUAGCAAUCGACUUGUAGUGCCCAUGCUAUGGCACCGAGCAGCUGCUGUUCAGGACAGUGCGGCUGUUGCAGUUCUCACAGUGCCGCGCUGAGGCCAAUCAUGAUCACUGACAUCAUGCAUGUAUGCGCCUGGUCCGAACCGCAGAUUCGAAAUUCCUGGCGAUGCCACUGCGGUCCGUUCUCUGUAAUCCUGCUGCUACAUGCCGGCUCAGUUCACUCUGA